CUGUUCUCAUGUCCUGAUAUCAAACUUCGGCUUUAUUAUUUUAUUUUUGUCUCUAUUUUACACUUUACUUUAACUGUUUCUACAUUUUUUGGUCCGGAUACGUCCACGCUCAGCUCCUGACGGUCUUGAUGGAUUUUAAAGUGAAGGAUGUGGGGGUGCAGUGGGAGCCGCCAGACCCAGACUGGUACCAGGACUUGGGCCAGGUCUUGGGAUUGGGUCCAGGUGAAGCGAUGUCAUCCUUCAGAGGUCAGAGGGGUCAUAAAGAGGUCGGAGUUCAAUGUGACAGAACUGAGACCACAGAGUUUGGAGUCCAAGUGGAUCUGAUUACACAGGCCCUCUCAGGUCCUUCGUUGAUGCUUCAGUGUGUGAGUGUGAGAGCAGAGGGACCAGGUGAGGGCACCCUCCUGCAGCACUAUCAGAAACCUAGACCCAGAGGCAGACCCAGACUCAACCGGGACCAAACCGGGUCUAGACCAGAGCCUCAGGACCAGACCAGAACUAGACCAGAGACUGGAGAUCAAACCAGGACUAGACCAGAGGCAGAAGACCAGAACCAGGGAGAUCAAAACCGGACUAUAUCAGACACCGAGGACCAGACCAGGGCUAAAACCAGGACUAGGACCCGGGAGAUCCGGCCUUCACGGAGGUACCAGGAUUACGAGACCCCAGAAAGUCCAGAACGGAAAAGAAGGAGAGGAGCAGAAGACGGGAGGGACACAGCUGUAUCCAAAUCUAUUGACGAGGACGAGAGCGUAUUAAAAUUUGCAGAGGAGGAGAGCAGAACCAGAGAUGAUCCAAACUGGACUCUACGAAACAGAGCGGCCCCUCAGAACUUUGUCUCCCAUGAUGCUGCAGUGCAUGUGAAGGAGGAGGCGGGGCUUGUGUCUGCUGGGGGCGUGGUCUGUGAUGUCUGUGGUAAAGUCCUAAAGACCAAGUCCAGUCUGUCUCGACAUGCUCUGGUCCAUAGUGGAAAGCAACCACACAGCUGCAGGUUCUGCCCUCUGCGCUUCAACAGGAAAGACAACCUGCGGCAUCACUUGCGAAUCAUGCACCCGAACGGCCCCGCCCCCCGAGUGAAGCUCCGGCCCCCUCCGAUCACAUGGCUCUGUCACACCUGUGGGAAAACCUUCACCCAUCGCUCCAGACUCAAGACGCACGAACAGAUCCACACUGGAAUCAAACCCUGCCAGUGCCCACUGUGUCCCAAGGCCUACAUGAGGUGAGACGACUUGGAGCACCACCUGAAGAAGCUCCACCCACACGGGUCCUCCUCUCCCCCGCCUCCCUCUCAGCUCCUCUGUCACAUGUG
Periophthalmus magnuspinnatus is the source of this 1309-nucleotide messenger RNA. Its product is annotated as zinc finger and BTB domain-containing protein 24-like. The record is from RefSeq and is a predicted model, not a curated record. Lineage: Eukaryota; Metazoa; Chordata; Actinopteri; Gobiiformes; Gobiidae. The transcript has 7 exons. The coding region runs from base 129 to 1223 and encodes 364 amino acids.